CCGGCCGCACCCCGGCGUCGCGACGUCAGUCGUCGUUCCAGCGUGGCUCAACAAGUACACGCGGCGCUGAGUGACGCGGAUUCAAAUUUCGAAAAACCGUGACGCGGCUCGGUCGUACGGCUGCCUGAAAAAUGCGUUAAACCCGCGGCGACGAGCGGAACAGAGUGCCGAUCGCGAGAGCGAAGAAGCCGUAGGGUCCUCGCGUUAUCCCCGGCGAUUAAUCAACAAGUCCACCUCAAGAUCGGCAAGAAGAGGAAGGGACGCACGAUGCGGUCCAAGGUGACGAACGAGGACACCUGGGAGAGCAAGUGGGCCGCGGAAUCGCCGCCGAGAGGCAGAGGCGUGCGACGGGCGGCGAGGAGAACGGAGCCGUCGGGCCUGAAGUUGUCGAAGCCCGGGAGGAGGGACACGGCGCGGGAGAGAACCCUCAGGAGGCUGGAGAGCAAUCAACGGGAGCGCAUGAGGAUGCACAGUCUGAACGAUGCUUUCCAGUCUCUGCGCGAGGUGAUUCCGCAUGUCACGAAGGAGAGACGGCUGUCGAAGAUCGAGACGCUGACCUUGGCGAAGAAUUACAUAGUGGCCCUCACGGACGUGAUAUGUGCCAUGACGAGCGUCUCCGAGGGCCGAGCCGGCUCGGACAACGAGCGAUUGGAAGCCGUUCGCGUCGACAUCGCCAACAGCAGAACCUGCGGAUGCUCCGAGACCCCGAACUUCUAUUCGCCGAGUGAGCAUUCACGAUGGGAGGACGAUCGUAAUAAUUGCACGGGUCUCUGAAAAGUCCAAAACGGCAUAUUAAUUAGGACAGGCCUCAACGAAUUGAGAUCUCUUCAACGAGCGGCAUCUCCACCUUGUCUUCCUUCACUUAAUCGUGCAUGUCCUUACGUUCAGAUCAGGUUAUCUCUUUCGGCGCUUCCGUGCGAGGCUUCGUCGUUACCAACGACGUGUAUCUCCGACUGACGUUGCGACCUAAGAGGAUCCUCAAUGUGUGCCAAAACGCAAUCUAGUAUUCGCGGUAACGAGCAAAGAAAAGAGUAAUAUAUAUAUAUAUGUAUAUUAACACCAAUUAAUAUAUGAAUAUAUAUUAUUUUAUUUCGUGUAGGGGCGUAGAUCUCAAAAUUAUGCGAGACGCAAAGAGAGAAGGGAAGAGAGAGACAGAGACAGAUAAUAUAAUUUUGAGAAACAUGAUUUUGCAGCACAAAUGUUUUGCGUUGCGCGCGAAGUGAUUUCCGAGAGUUGCAUAGCUGAUUUUCGUGUGCAUUCGCGAGCAACAUCAUGAAACAUUUAUAAAAUUUUAUUAAUUCGUCACACUCGUCAUGUACCUGUGUAUACCUGUGUAUACCUGUUACUAAGGUUCACAAGAGCAAAAACGGGCUAUAUAUAUAUAACUAUAUAAUAAAUAAAAUAU
Molecule: messenger RNA, 1405 nt
Organism: Dinoponera quadriceps
Lineage: Eukaryota; Metazoa; Arthropoda; Insecta; Hymenoptera; Formicidae
Product: class A basic helix-loop-helix protein 15-like
Exons: 3
Coding region: 268-774 (168 amino acids)
Molecular function (GO): protein dimerization activity
Source: RefSeq, a predicted model, not a curated record